Messenger RNA from Morus notabilis, 1232 nucleotides. Its product is annotated as thylakoid lumenal 17.4 kDa protein, chloroplastic. The transcript has 4 exons. Bases 84 to 806 code for a protein of 240 amino acids. The record is from RefSeq and is a predicted model, not a curated record. NCBI's taxonomy places the organism in Eukaryota, Viridiplantae, Streptophyta, Magnoliopsida, Rosales, Moraceae.
GAACAACCAAUGUAUUAUGGAUAAGAAGAUGUGAACAAAGAAAAUUCAAUCGCAGAGCGACGAGAAAGAAGAAGAAAAAAAAAAUGGCAGCAACAAGUUCAAUUCCUCUUAACCAGAAUGUUUUUCGUCUCCGUUUCAAACCAUCGAAACGCCAUGCUCUCCUACCAGUCGAGUCCUAUUCAUCUCCUCGUGUUUUUUGCUCCGUUUCUAGGGAUGGUCCAGAACUGAAGGAAAACAAUAAUAUGUCUCCUACAAAGCAGCUUAAGAAUGUGGCUUGUGGAGUUCUUGCUGUUUGGGCCGUCACUACAGCCUCACCUGUUGUUGCUGCUAGUCAGAGGUUGCCUCCAUUGUCGACAGAGCCAAAUCGAUGUGAGCGAGCCUUUGUUGGAAACACUAUAGGACAAGCAAAUGGUGUCUAUGACAAGCCGCUAGAUCUCCGUUUCUGCGACUACUCAAAUGAGAAGUCCAACUUGAAGGGGAAAUCUCUAGCCGCAGCACUCAUGUCUGAUGCGAAAUUUGACGGUGCAGACAUGACGGAAGUGGUGAUGUCAAAGGCUUAUGCUGUUGGAGCUAGCUUCAAGGGUGUGGACUUCUCGAAUGCAGUAAUAGAUCGGGUUAAUUUUGGGAAAGCUGAUCUCCAAGGAGCUUUAUUCAAGAACACGGUACUAUCAGGCUCCACAUUUGAUGAUGCAAAACUAGAAGAUGCAGUCUUUGAGGAUACAAUUAUAGGCUACGUUGAUCUUCAAAAGCUUUGCACAAAUAAAACCAUUAGCCCCGAUGGAAGAGCUGAACUCGGAUGUCGGUGAUCACUCUUGUCCUGGUCUUACUUGUAUCUUCUUUUAAAGCAUUCAAAAUAAAAGGACGAGGCUUCUAUUCAUGGUGAUUUAAUAAAAGUAAUAUCUGGUAAAUAAAAAUACAAGCAUAGUCUUAGGCCUCGUUCUGUUCGCUGAUUUGAGUUUUCAAUUCGAGAUAAAAUGUAACUCUAUGUGAGUGUUUUUAACUGUAGCAGAAAAGGUUAGAUAUCAUUUUUUUAUGAGAAUUUUUAAUUAUAGCAAAACUGAAAUUGAAAACUCGAAUUAGUAAAAUGAACGAGGCUUUAGUGUCUUACAUACAAUACCCCGGAUCAACAAAUUCAUAUUUGAUAGAUGCCAAUACCCUUAUAUAUAGUGAUUAGUUAUAUAAGCACAUUAUGAUAAAUAUUUUUUAGAACCGCAUUGUCAUAGUUAUUGAAG